This is a messenger RNA of Meleagris gallopavo (turkey), 2217 nucleotides long. RefSeq names its product cholesteryl ester transfer protein (gene CETP). Lineage: Eukaryota; Metazoa; Chordata; Aves; Galliformes; Phasianidae. Gene Ontology annotation, molecular function: cholesterol binding; triglyceride binding; phosphatidylcholine binding. Gene Ontology annotation, cellular component: high-density lipoprotein particle. Gene Ontology annotation, biological process: phosphatidylcholine metabolic process; high-density lipoprotein particle remodeling; triglyceride transport. The record is from RefSeq and is a predicted model, not a curated record.
GGACGUGGGCUGCUGGAGGAGACGUGCUCAGCCCUCCGUCAGGGACAGCAGUGCCUUGCUCAGUGCUCUUGCAGCACCCUAAGUUCUCACCUUCAUCCGUGAGAUUGAUGGCUAAGGGAGGUGGUUUGUGGGUCUUGCUGCUGGCGUAACUCAGCCCUCCUUUGUCCUGCAGCUUGAUUUGUGAUGGGUUCCAAGGUGCAGGGGUUGGUGGCGUGCAGGGUAAGUGUGCACAAAGAGUGGGUCUGGAUUUGGGUUUCUAACCUUUCCUAAGCAGAGAUUUGCAGAGAAGUAGGAAUACAAAGCUUGGAAUGUGUGUGCAAAAAGCAAAUGAUGGACUGGCUGGAGGCAGUGCACAACCCAGGCUGCUCCUUGCACUUUCUCCUACUCCCAUUCCGCAUCCCUCAUUCUCCUCCCCCUGCAAUGCAGUGCACCCCGAGUUACCAUGGCCUUGGCAGCUGUGGGAGGAAGACAACAUGCGACCAGACAGGGCUCAAGGAAACUAUAGGAAGAUUAGGAAAUGUGUGAUGAGUUUUGAUAAGUGGAGGAAGCAGGUCACGUCCUGCUUGGAGGUAUGAAAGCAGCCUUCUCCAUGCUCAAGAAUCAGCUGCUCCUGUUGGCACGAACUGCUCCAGCCAGGGAUGCUGUGGGCUGGAGGGAUGAGGCUGGGGACGGCCAGGAUCUUGCUGGUGUUCAUCCAUGCAGCAGCAGCCUGCGAGUUCGGGCCAAUGCCAUACAGUGUCACUGGGAUCGUCUGCAGGAUGACCAAGCCCGCGGCGUUGCUGUUGAACCAGGAGACAGCACGGCUCAUUCAAGCUGCGUUCAAGAAUGCCAAAUUCCCAAACAUCACAGGGGAAAGGUCCAUGCGGCUCCUGGGCACGGUGGCUUACACGCUGACCAACAUCCAGGUCAGCGACUUGUCCAUAGCGCAGAGUGAGGUGGAGCUCAAGGAGAACGAUGCCAUUGAUAUAGCCAUCAAAAACGUGACAGCCUUCUUCAGAGGGACCCUGACUUAUGGCUAUGCGGGGGCCUGGUUCCUGCAGCUCUUUCACUCGGUUGAUUUUGAAAUUGAGUCUUCCAUUGACCUCCAGAUAAACAUAAAACUGUUAUGCCAGGAGGAGCAGGUGGCUGCUGACGCCUCGGACUGCUACCUGUCCUUCCACAAGCUGGUGCUGCAUCUCCAAGGAGACAAGGAGCCGGGCUGGCUGAAGCAGUUCUUCACCAACUUCAUCUCCUUCACCUUGAAGUUUGUGCUCAAGAGAGAGGUGUGCAAAGAAAUAAAUCUCCUUGCCCAGGUGAUGGCAAAUUUUGUCCACGACAUCGCAGAAAAUUUUGUCCAAGAUGAGGCCAUUGGACUCGAUAUCUCCCUUGCAUCAGAUCCUUUAAUUAAAGCAAAUUACCUAGAAUCACACCACAAGGGCCUUGUCCUGUACAAGAACUACUCUGACGUCCUCAGCGACUCUGUUUUCUCCCCAUCGCUGCUGUCUGAAUCCCGAAUGCUGUACUUCUGGUUGUCCGAACACAUCCUCAACUCCCUGGCUUCGGUGGCUUUCCUAGAUGGGCGCCUGGUGCUGACCAUCAGAGGGGAAAAGCUGCAGGCGCUGUUUGACUUUGAAGACACAGAAGCACAACAGAAGGCAGUGCAUUUGAUUUUCCAAGGCAACUCCUACAAUGAUUCUGAGGCCAAGGUGUGGAGUCUCGCCCUUCCUGAGAUCUCUCUCCAGCCUGAAGGGACAGUUGUGAAGUCAUUGGUAGCAGUGGAGAUCAGCAUCUUUCCCCCGGGAGAAGAGCCGCUGGCAGUUCUAUACAUGGAGAAGGAAAUCACCGUCACUAUCCAAGCUGCCUAUGUGGAAAAGAAACUCGUUUUGCGCCCUCUGGAUUCCAGGAUUGAGUUUAAAGUCUUUAACUGCACAGCUGAUCCAAAUGGAAAUGACCAGUCCAUAAGAAACUUCCUGCAGAAGAUGAUCUCAGCUGUUGGGAUCCCAGAAGUGAUUUCAAAGAUCGAAUCAGCUUUAACCUCACUGAUGAACAGCAAAAGGCUUCAUUUAUUUGAGAUUAAAAACCCUGAGAUCAUCACAAGAAAGAGAUACCUAAUUGUACAACUUGACUUUAGCUUCCCCAAUCAUUUGCUGCUUAACUUCCUCAAGAAAACGUUUUAGAACCGGUCUCUUUGUAGAAGCAGAUUGGGUGUGAAACAAAAUACAAGUUGGUUUGAAUCAG